GUGGCUCCAGACUUCUUUGAGUAUUUCCAGGCCCUGCUGCCGGUUCUGAAAUCCGACCCCAGUCUGUGGUGCGUGUCAGCCUGGAACGACAACGGGCGGGACGGCUACGUGGAUCCUGGCAGGGCGGAUCUGCUCUACCGGACGGACUUCUUUCCCGGCCUGGGGUGGAUGCUCCUCAGGGAGCUGUGGGAGGAGCUGGAGCCGAAGUGGCCCGCUUCGUUCUGGGACGACUGGAUGCGACAGCCGGAGCAGCGGCGGGGCCGAGCCUGCGUCCGGCCAGAGAUCUCCCGGACGUUGACGUUCGGCCGGCAGGGCGUGAGCCUGGGUCAGUUCUACGACAAGUACCUGCGCUACAUCAAGCUCAACUCCAAGUUCGUGCCUUUUACCAAACUGGACCUGGGUUACCUGAAGGAGGAGGCCUACAGGGAGAACUUUGAGAAGGAGGUGUACGCUGCUCCUGUGGUCACGUACGAAGCUGUGAAGCAGGGUCAGCUGAAGGGAACCGGUCCGUUCCGCCUUCAGUACUCCACUAAGGACAGUUUCAAAAUGUUGGCCAGGAACCUGGGGAUCAUGGACGACUUGAAGUCCGGCGUGCCGAGGACGGGAUACAGAGGGAUCGUCAGUUUCUCAUCCCGGGGGCGGAGGAUCUACUUAGCCCCGCCUCCAGGCUGGGCCCAAUACGAUCCCAGCUGGAGCUGAUGACCCACAGCGGCCUUAUCUCAGAACCUCAUUCGAGUAAACUUUCCAGACCAAAGAUGAAGAUGUUUCCGUCGUCGUCGAUGACUGCCAACACUACUCAGGUCUUCAGCCCAAAACGCUUUCUCACCGCGUCGACACGGCAUCAAACCCGCUGCAGUUCACCAGAGCUCUAUUUUUAUACCAUGCAGGGCACAUUCAAUGCAACGACCUAAUUUGCCUUUUUUUCUGUUUAGUUUAAAUCAUUGGGAGCUUCUGGUCUGUGACCA
Nematolebias whitei (Rio pearlfish) is the source of this 965-nucleotide messenger RNA. RefSeq names its product alpha-1,3-mannosyl-glycoprotein 2-beta-N-acetylglucosaminyltransferase. Gene Ontology annotation, molecular function: alpha-1,3-mannosylglycoprotein 2-beta-N-acetylglucosaminyltransferase activity. NCBI's taxonomy places the organism in Eukaryota, Metazoa, Chordata, Actinopteri, Cyprinodontiformes, Rivulidae. The record is from RefSeq and is a predicted model, not a curated record. The transcript has a single exon. Gene Ontology annotation, biological process: protein N-linked glycosylation. The annotation marks the transcript as partial. Gene Ontology annotation, cellular component: Golgi apparatus.